Molecule: messenger RNA, 1323 nt
Organism: Endocarpon pusillum Z07020
Lineage: Eukaryota; Fungi; Ascomycota; Eurotiomycetes; Verrucariales; Verrucariaceae
Exons: 2
Coding region: 1-1323 (440 amino acids)
Biological process (GO): carbohydrate metabolic process; cell wall organization
Cellular component (GO): cell surface; extracellular region; fungal-type cell wall
Molecular function (GO): 1,3-beta-glucanosyltransferase activity; glucan endo-1,3-beta-D-glucosidase activity
Source: RefSeq, a predicted model, not a curated record
AUGAAGGCUAGCAUCUUCGCUCUAUCAGCAUUUUCGCUGAUUCAGCUUGUGGCUAGUCAGCCUCAUGGUCAUCAGCAAUUUCACAGGCGUGGUGUUGUGGUUACUGACUAUGCCACGGUCACCUCACCCGAAGUAAUUGUUUGGGUCUAUGAAGAUGGCCAGACCGCCAGUAUUGAAACCCGAACACCUCGUAAUCCAGCAGCAACUCCAGCUCCACAAAAAAUAGUGCCAGAAUUGUCAGCAGGACCUACACCAACCUUGCAGUCGGCCGUUUCUGACUCUGCUGUCCCUUCUGAAGCUACUCCACCGUCUCCAGUCCAACCAUCCGCUGAAUCAUCCCCAACCGGCGAGUCAGCGCCUUCUCCACCUACCACCGAAGCUCCGCCUGAGCCAACGAACACCGAAGCGCCAGCUCCAUCCUCGGAAGCUACACCUGCACCUGCACCAUCUCCCGAGGCAGAAUCUCCACCAGCUCCUGAACCAGCUCCAUCUACAGAAGCGGCACCAGCACCUGCGCCAGCUCAAUCCUCCGAAGCAGCACCCCCGCCCACCGAACCCUCCAGCACCGGCCUAGGAAUCUGCUACUCCCCCUACAAUGCCGACGGAACUUGCAAGACCCAGGACCAAGUAAACGAAGACUUCAACUCCCUUACGUCCUACAGCACCGUCCGCAUCUACGGCGUCGACUGCAAUCAAAUUAGCACCGUCAUCUCCGCCGCCUCUUCCAAAAACAUUAAAAUCUUCGCUGGGCUCCUCACCAUCGCCGACGUAGCGGGCGACCUGGGCAACAUGAUCAACCAGCUCAACGGCAAUUUCGACGGCACAAUCACCACUAUCUCCAUUGGCAACGAGCUAGUCGACAUGGGAAAAGCCAGCCCGGGCGAUGUAGUGGCCGCUUUAGGGACGGCGAGAGAUAUUCUCGGAAAGGCCGGAUACACAGGCUCGAUUGUCACGGUCGAUACCUUCAACGCCCUGAUCGCGCAUCCGGAACUUUGUGCGGCAUCAGACUACUGCGCCGCGAACGCGCAUUCGUAUUUUGAUCCUACGAUUGAAGCUGCAGGUGCGGGCGAAUGGGUCCAGAAGCAGAUCGACCGCAUCGCUGAAGCUGCAGGUGGUAAUAAGAAGGUUGUCAUCACGGAGUCCGGAUGGCCUCACAGUGGGAAUAGCAAUGGUGCUGCGGUUCCGAGCCCAGAGAACCAGGCUAAAGCUGUUGAGAGUAUUAGGGGCGCCUUCGAGAAGGAUGUCUUUUUGUUUUCAGCGUUUGAUGACAAGUGGAAAGCGGAUGGGGCGUGGGGAGUUGAGAAGAACUGGGGGAUCAUGUAA